GUGAGAGAGAGGGAGAGAGAGAUCGUAAGACACCUAAAGAGAAAAUCACUGGCACAGCUCAUAGCGUGAGGCCACUGGCAGCAGAGCAGGAGUGUUUGUAGGAAAGGUGAAAGCUGUUUGGAGUGUUCAUUAGUCUUGUCAUUGGAUGUUUUGCACUAGUUUAUAAUGUAAUGGAGCUGUGACAGAGAGAAAAAAUACACAUCUGUCUGUUUACCCGGAUAUUCCAGUUGACGUUUAGACAGAGCUGAGAAUGAUGGCUGAAGGGAAGUUUGCCAGCCUGCCCCGAAACCUGCAUAUUAGUCGCCAGUGCACCUUGGCCUCCUCCAUGGACCUGCUGAGCUCUGGCAUGACAGAGGUGCCUUCCACUAGCUAUCAGGGAAUCUCUAUCCAUGGCACCCUGCCUCGAAAAAAGAAGGGAGGUGCUGCCGCUCAUUCUAGGAUGUGGGAGACGUGCGGGUCGCUUCAACGCCCAACACGCUGCCGCCUGCCCUCUUCACCACUCAUACAAAACAUCAUAGAAGAGAACCAUCCUUUUCAGACAUGGAGGGAGGACUACACAGUACAAAGGGACGCUGGAAGCUUGGAUCCUACCGUGGAGUAUGUCAAGUUCUCCAGGGACAAGCAUAUCAUGGAUGGAGCUCCAGAGAAGCUACGCCGGGAGCUGGAGGAAGAGCUAAAACAGUGUGGGGAGGAACCUCACAGCCAUGCAUGGUACCAUGGAGCCAUUCCAAGACAGGUGGCGGAGAACUUGGUCCAGCGUGAUGGUGACUUCCUGAUCCGUGACUCGCUGUCUAGUCCAGGAAACUACGUCCUGACAUGCCAAUGGAAGAACAAUCCCCAACACUUCAAAAUAAACAAGAGGGUUGUGGUGAUGAAUGAAGCCUACUCGAGAGUGCAGUACCUGUUUGAGAAAGAGGGUUUCGACAGCAUCCCUGCUCUUGUAAGAUACUACGUGGGUAACCGUGAGCCUGUGUCUGAGGUAGUUGGAGCCAUUAUCUUCCAACCCAUCAACAGGACUCUGCCACUGAGGUCCUUAGAGGAAAAGUAUGGAGUUGGAUCUGUCCAUACCACAGAGUCUGGCUACAGAGAGAAGAAGAACAAGAGCUCUAAACGACUGAGCUUGAAUAUCAUGAACGGACACGUUCCAGAUCACACCCUUGGCCGUGGUAACCUCCUAAGCAACAAAGACAAGUGCGGAAGCCAGCCAGCAUGUCUAAACCACGUUCAGGAGAGGAGACGGCCGUUGAAGACCCAUCAGUCUGAGAGUUUCCUUCCGCUCGGAUCAAGACCUCAUGCCCAGACCCACCAUAUGGAGGCUCAGAUGUGCCCAAAAUCUUCUGUAUUCAGGACAGGCAGUGAGCCAGCCCUCAGCCCUACGGUCCCUCGCAAGGUGGCCUUUGAGACACAAGCAGGUGAAGCCAUCCGUGGUUCUGACAGUCAGCUCUGCCCCAAACCACCUCCUAAACCCAGCAAAGUGCCCUCCACGAGGCACCCUCACUCGCCCUUUGUAACUCCGGGACCCCCAGUGAAGCCCCAGAAACACUGGCCUCCAAGCCCACAGCAGUCAAUCAGCCCAGUUAGCUCAGAUGUGAGCUACUGUGAGCUGAGCCCAUGCAGUCCUGCUGAGUGGGAAAGACUUAGUGCUUCUAAUGGUUAUGUGGCGAGGCUGAAUGCGGAGGAGAAAAGAAUGAGCAGUGGGAGCAUGAAGUUGGAUCGUAGCUCUUACCAUCAUGCCAUCGAAGCCCUGCAGAACAGCAGUGAGGACGAAGACAAAGAGCAGGAAAAAGAGCAAAGACAAACACAACACUCCCGUACCAAAAAGACUAGAGAAUUCUGGAGGCCUGUGUUUGAGAUGGUCUCGGCAUUCAGGCCAGGGGAGGUGGAGUUCAGGUUAUUGCCAUCAGAAAAUAAACCACUGGAAAUGUCUGUGCUAAAGAGAGCCAAAGAACUGCUGGUCAGUCGGGAUCCCAAAACCAUUGCCAGGCACAUCCUGCAAGCCGAUUGUGAGGUUGCACGGAUUCUAAAUGUUUCAGACGAAAUGAAAUGUCAGAUGGGUGUGACCUCAGGCUUGGAGUUGGUAACCCUACCACACGGGAAGCAGCUCCGUCAGGACCUCAUGGAACGGCAUAACACUAUGGCGAUCGGGGUUGCCGUGGACAUCCUGGGCUGUACAGGAAGCCUGGAGGAGAGAGCGGCCACGCUAAACCGGAUCAUUCUGGUUGCCCAGGAGCUGAAAGACUCAAUGGGAGACCUUUAUGCCUUCUCUUCCAUAAUGAAAGCACUGGACAUGCCUCAGAUCACGAGACUGGAUCACACGUGGACGUCCUUACGCAGGAAUUACACACACACCGCCAUCCUUUACGAGAAAUCUCUCAAACCAUUCUAUAAUGGCCUAUAUGAUGGGAAUGCAGAGGUUCCACUAAACAGUGCCACUGUGCCGUUGUUGAUGCCUCUCCUCACCCUGAUGGAAAGACCAGUAGUUGCAUUUGAGGGGAUGGAGCUCUGGGAAAGCAAUGACCAAGGUUGUGACAUCAUGGUGCGCCAUCUUGAGGAAGCCCGUGCUGUUGCACGCAAUGCCGACACCUACUCCUAUAAUGCCAAGCGAGUCCUGCAAGAUUUCUGUCCUGAUGAGGACAUGUUGGAGAUCCUGAAGACUGAUUUUCAGUUACGCCUACUCUGGGGCAGCAGAGGGGCCGGGGUAAACCAAACAGAAAGACAUGACAAAUUCAAGCUCAUCCUGACUGCACUGUCCAGAAAACUAGAGCCUCCGGUUAAACAGACAGAACUCUGAGGAAAGAAGACACAGAUGGGUUUAAAGCACCAAAUGGAAGGAUGUGAAAUACUCAUUUAGAUGACACAUGGCCCAAUAGAACUGCUAUGAAGAACAGAAGCUCUUUUACAAAUGCUUUGGUACAAUGUAUUACAAAUAAACCUUAACACAGACUCUGGAAUAAAACGCCUAAUACAUCAGAGUGUUUUCUGCUCUAUGUAUAGUAUCACACAUGUUGGACACCCAGAUAGACAUAGGUACAGAAAAAAGACAACAGGAAACAUUCACAUAACAUAAGUGGCGAUUAUACUGUACAGUUAACUCCAUUAUUUAAAGGAUGAUCAGAACGACAAAUGGAUAGAACUAUGGCUGUUCUGGAUGUUAAAAAAGUGCAUUUCAUAUUUAUACAGUACAUUAACAGUUGGUCAGUCAAUGCUUUUAGUCUAGAACUGUAUUGUAAAGAAUAAAAUUGUUGCAAUGUGUGAAAGUAAAAGAUGCAUUCCUGUAAAAACAGUGUAUAUAAUCGUUAUUACGAUAAACAGGUGAAUGCUAAUGAUGUAAUAUAGUUCAUUCGUAUUUGUCCGCCAUGUAAAUACUCAAUUUUAAUAUCUUUCUAUGAAAUGUCGCAAGUGUAUAGAUAAACAAGUCUAAAUAAAAUGUCUAACUCAA
Molecule: messenger RNA, 3439 nt
Organism: Silurus meridionalis
Lineage: Eukaryota; Metazoa; Chordata; Actinopteri; Siluriformes; Siluridae
Gene: bcar3
Product: BCAR3 adaptor protein, NSP family member
Exons: 12
Coding region: 251-2791 (846 amino acids)
Biological process (GO): positive regulation of peptidyl-serine phosphorylation; small GTPase-mediated signal transduction
Molecular function (GO): guanyl-nucleotide exchange factor activity; phosphotyrosine residue binding
Source: RefSeq, a predicted model, not a curated record